UUCGUCGUCUUCUUCUUCUUAUCAUUACUACUCUUUAUGUAUUCAUUUACAAAUAAUCUGGCAGCCUAUAAUACAACUUGAAGGACGGGUAAGAUAUUUCUAGAUGCUACAACAGAAAUAUAUUUUUAGAUGUCCUAUGUAUUCAGCCAGACACAGGACUGCUGCUCAGAUGUUGAAUCUCCUUGAGCAGCCUAUAGGGCGCGUGCUUGCUCUGUAGUUUUCCCCGUGCAUGUGCGUAAUGACGCAUCCGUCCUCCAGCGCUUCUCCUCCCCUCCUCCCUCCUGUCACAUCUGGAUCUGGCUCCUCUCAUCAGCACCACUCAGCGCAGUGGGAGAUAGAGACAGAGGGAGGGAGGGAAACGACCGGAGAAGCGGCGGGCAGCUCGGUCGGUGCAGCCUCGUCCACAACCGAGCAGAACCAAGAAGCGGAGAGCUGGAAGGACAUUUCACCUUCUCAUCCGCACUCACGGAUAUUUUGCAUCUCCUCUGCCCUGCAUCCGUCAGUCCAGCUUCUUCUUUUUUUUCUUCUCCUUCCUUCCCCCCCUCUUGUCCUGAGUAUGAUGAGCUCCAGCCUGCUGGAAAACCCUGUGCAGGCGAUUCUGUACCUGCGAGAGCUCACCACCAUCGUCCAGAACCAGCAGAGUCUCAUCCAGACGCAGCGCUCCCGGAUAGAGGAGCUGGACCGGCGGGUGGACGAGCUCAUCGGCGAGAACAGGCACCUGCGGGACGUCAGGGUACAACAGCAUCAUGCUUACCAUCACCACCAUCACCAUCACCCCGACCCCAGCUGCCUUGUCCUCCACCACCACCCUCAGGACCCCCAGCUCAAGACUGGUGCGGGAUCUCUGCCGGACCAUGCGUCUGCUCCAGCACAAGUCGAGGCGGCUCCUGUGGUCGAGGAGUCGCCUUCUCAAACUAUGGAUCCCGGGGACAUGCAGCUGGUCCCGGCCGACCCGUCCACGGUUUCCCCGGUGGAAAGUGACCCAGAAAACGGGGCAAGUUGCCACAGUUGCCGCUCUUUGGUUCCGAUGACCCCCACAACCCUGUGUCGGUCCCUGGCCCUGUCCAGGAAAUCCGAGAGCGAGACCGUGCUGCAUCAGUUUUGCUGCCCCGCCCCUGAACAUCCAGAGGCCGACUCCACCGGCUCAUCCGGCGGACAGAUGCUGAGCCUGGAGGAUGGAUCGUCCUCUGGUGGUGGACAGGAAGUGGAGGGGACCAAGAGAGAGGGACCCAGCGAGUAUGAGAUCUCCCUGGAGAAUAAAAACAAGCAGAUAGAAGAGCUGGAGCAGAAGUAUGGAGGCCAUCUCAUAGCGAGGCGGGCGGCCCGGCGUAUUCAAACGGCCUUCCGGCAGUACCAGCUGAGCAAAAACUUCCAGAAGAUCCGUAACUCGCUGUCGGAGAGCAAGUUGCCCCGCCGGAUCUCCCUGCGCCAUCCCAGCCCUUCAGGCCGUAACCGGAAUUCAACCCAGAGACACAGUUACAGCCUGCAUCCGGGAGGAGGACAGAUACCCUUACGCUCGAAAACUCCUCCUCCGCCCCCGUGCCGCUCCACCUCUCUGCCCCCUUCACCUGCGUCUGCCCCCGCGGCCGCUUCCUCUCCGGCCCCAGGCCCAGCCCCACCUCAAGACCCCUCGCAAACACUCACGCAGCUGGAGGACUGCUUCUCUGAGCAGCUUCAUACCUUGGCCCAGUCAAUUGAUGAUGCCCUUCGUGGUUGGAGCUUGUCGGAGGGUGGAGAGGGGAAGGGUUUACUGAUGGACCCAGGGGCUCUUCGCGCAGCUGCUGAGAGCGCCUGUCUGCCGCGCAGUGCCAGCUCGCUGCUCAUGGCCUUCAGAGAUGUCACCGUUCACAUCGACAGCAAUAGCUCCUACACCAUCUCCUCCGCCACCACCACGACCACCACCUCUCUGGGCAACGCAGGCGGAGGGCAGCCGGGCAGCAGGAAGACUUCUGUGAGCGGCAUGGCUGGGGGAGGAGACUUAGACGAGCCAGAGUUUCCUGCACCGCCGCCCAGCGAGGAGCUGGAAAUGGUCGAUCCAGGAUCGAGGAGGGGUUCGGCCGUGCCAGUUCCAGGUGGAGGUGUGAUGGAGGGGGAGUGCGGCUCCACCUCCACUUCUACCUCUACUUCCACCUCUAUCUCCACCUCGGCCCAGUCCAACCAGCAGCCUGCUCAGAUUUACACCCAGUACCAGCAGUACCACUACACUCAUCCUCAGCAGAUCCCCGGAGGGCCGAGCCCCGAGGCCCUGCAGGCUCUGGUCGUCUCUCUGCCCAGGGACCGCUGCCAGGACCCAGCUUCCUGCCGCUCGCCAACGCUGUCCACAGACACACACCGCAAACGCCUCUACCGCAUAGGACUCAACCUCUUCAAUGUGAACCCAGAGAGAGGCAUCCACUUCCUGAUCACACGCGGCUUCGUCCCGGACACGGCCAUCGGAGUGGCCCACUUCCUGCUGCAGAGGAAGGGCCUGAGCAGGCAGAUGAUUGGAGAGUUUUUGGGGAACAGCAAGCUGCAGUUCAACAGAGAUGUCCUAGAUUGCGUCGUGGACGAGAUGGAUUUCUCGGGCAUGGAGCUCGACGAAGCCCUGAGAAAGUUCCAGGCUCAUGUUCGUGUUCAGGGAGAGGCGCAGAAAGUGGAGAGACUCAUCGAAGCCUUUAGCCAGAGGUACUGUAUGUGUAAUCCUGAUGUGGUGCAGCAGUUUCACAACCCAGACACCAUCUUCAUCCUGGCCUUCGCUGUGGUCCUCCUCAACACCGACAUGUACUCGCCUAACAUCAAACCCCAGCGCAAAAUGGGCCUUGACGACUUCAUACGCAAUCUAAGAGGCGUGGAUGACGGAGCAGACAUCCCCAGAGAAAUGGUCGCAGGCAUUUAUGAAAGGAUCCAACAAAGAGAGCUGCGCUCCAACGAGGACCACGUCACCUACGUGAGCCGCGUGGAGCAAUCCAUCCUCGGCCUGAAAACUAUCCUCGCUGUGCCCCACAGACGCCUGGUGUGCUGCUGUCGUCUGUUUGAGGUGCCUGACGCCAACAAGCCUCAUAAACAGAAACUCUCCCAGCUCCAGAGAGAGGUCUUCCUCUUCAAUGACCUCCUGCUGAUCCUUAAGCUGUGUCCCAAGAAGAAAAGCUCGGCCUCGUACACCUUCUGUAAAGCGAUGGGUCUUCUGGGAAUGCAGUUUCACCUCUUCAGUAAUGAGUACUACGCCCACGGCAUCACCAUGCUGAGCCCGUUUACCUCAGAGAAGAAGCAGCUGGUGAGUUUCUGCUCCCCGAGUGGAGAUGAGCUCAGGAAGUUUGCCGAGGAGCUCCGAGAGGCCAUCACAGAGGUCAACGAGAUGGAGCAGAUACACAUCCAGUGGGAACUGGAGAGGCAACAAGGUAUCCAGCCACACGGCAUUCACACCAACGGCGGGCAAAUGGACACGCACACAGGACACGGCUCUCCCUCAGGCCAACAGGAUCCGUACGAUAAAACUGGCAACAACAACACAGUAGAGGUGUCAAUUCACAACAGGCUGCAGACCUAUCAACUGAGCCAGCCCAGCAUUGAGUCAACGCCUCUGGCCCUGGCUGCACCACCCGCCCUGCUCAGCCCCGUCCAGACAGGGGAGCUCCGCCCAGAAACACUCAUCCAAUGCCAACAGAUCGUCAAGGUGAUAGUCGUGGACCAGAGCGGGCGAGGGCGGAUGGAGGCCUUCCUCAGCCAAGGCCCGGCUACCCAUCAGCUCAUCCAGUCCGCCCUGUCCACCCCUGUCCGCGUCAGAGAGGGGGAUGGUCCUCAGCCCCCUCUGCCGCCUCCCCCUCCACCUUACAACCACCCCCACCAGUUCUGUCCCCCUGACUCACCCAUGCCCCUCCACCACACCAUGCCUCUAACCCGCAGACGCAACUCCAGCGGCUCCCGCAGCAUCGUUUGAGUUGUCAGCUGCUCUACGAACCCCCAGGGUGGGGGUGGGGGCCAGACCCUCACACUCGCACACGACAACACACACUUGUCUACUCUCUCCAAAUGGUGAGAUAAAAGCAUUGCAGGGGAAAUACUGUAUGAGUCCAAAAAAAAAGGGGACAGAGGAAGAGGAAACCAACCAGAAUAUAUUCAUAGUCUUGACUGAGUGGUGUUGUUUUUGAACGUGGAGUAGUUUUGAUGCCAUUUCUGAAAGACUUUCCUUCUUUCUUUUGUUUCCAACAUGUCACCCAGUAGCUGAUGAUGUUGUCCGUCUAGAUUUCACACUCUUCGAGAGGUCUCGUGACUUUGCAUUUUUAAAUGUCACCUGUCCAGCGACUGUGUCUGCGAGCUGUGACUGUGAAACUGAGGGGCGACGUCAGAAAAAGCGGACUUUGGCAGCCCUGAAAGGACAAGGGAUUGUUUUAAAUGUGAAAGACAAAACUCCUGAUGAUGAGCUCACACCUCUUACCAAACUCAGUGAGGGAUCACUCGAGCAGAGCGAAUCUAGCUUCCCCCCACUUUCUUUAUUUUCCUCAUCUCUGCAUAAUGUGAGCAAACCAGCUUAUUUGUUUCCUUCAUUUUCUGGGGAACAGAUAAUCAGUAUGUGUGAGGAAGAAGGGCAAAGAGCGGCUGCAACGCCACCACCACCUCCACCUCCACCACCACUCCGUCAUGUGCAGUGAAGUGUAGUAAGCAAGGAUGCUGCUUCUCACUAACCCAAUCUAAAAAAUAUGAAACCAUAUCCUGACGACAAUCAUAUUUUUCCCGUGCUUCAUCUUUGUGUUGCUGAACUUGUGUGAGCAGAUAUCGUCACAGUGGCGUGUGACGGCCCCGAUUCUGUGGCGCUUCGCUCUCUCGGAGCUCAGGAAAGGAUUUGUUGCACUGUAACAUGUAAUUUCUGCACCUCUGAGUCGAACUGAGAGCGUGCUUGUGUACUGUGUGUUCAAUCUGCUUACUCACGGGCAGCAGAGAGUAGGGCUGGUAAUUCAUCCAAAACAAGGCUCGAACAGCCAGCCGAAGCCUUUCUCCUCCUGUAUAUUUACCCCCUAAUGGGUUACCUAGUGUGAAUAUUAUUGUUACCUUUGGCAAUAUCUCUGCCUAGUUUGAAAAUGAAUAAGAAUUGCUCAGCGCAGGGCAGAUCAAGGUCACCUCACGGAAAAAAAAAAACAAAAAACAUCACUCUCCUCACAUGUAGUAUAUUUUUUUCCUCGCACACAGAAAAUGUUUUAAAAGCAGAGAUGCAUUCCUUUGCUGAAUGUUAAUCAGGGGGAAAACCGAAGAUGUCCAUGGAAUACUUAUUGAUUUCACCGUGUCGUCCGUCCAGCGUUGAUGGUUCUAGCUUGAGCCGGUUUGUACAGCAGAUCACAAAUCAUCCGACUGAGACACACCGAACACGUCUUGUAUCUUUUUGCACCACAGAAUAUAUUGAAUAUAUAUUGUACAUAGAUAAUAUAGAUUUAUUCUGAAAAAGUGAUUGGUUUGCCCAGUGUGUGUACCCACGUAUGUAUUUGUACAGAGAAGAUUCUAGUUUAAAAGAAAAAAAAGGAUAUUAUAGUUAUUAUAGAUAUUAUUAUUCACAUUUAAUAUCAGGGGGGUGUCCUAAAUCCUACUGCUACCAGAGACAGGAAACAGGCAGCUUUUAUAGAGUACACUCCAGUUACCAUGGUAACACACACUGAUAUUAUUACAGAUCUACAUUAUUCAUUAGAAAAUUACCAUGUCAUGUUAUUAUAGGAUUACUAAGAGAUGGCUGUGUCACCUGUGAAGGUGUGUCAAGGGCUAUGCUGUAUUGGUAAAUACAUGCAGUUAAUCACUGGUCAUUUGCACACACGCACACACACACACAGGUAUAUAAAUACAGUAUAUAUAUAAAUAUAAAUAUAUAUAUAUAUAUAUAUAUAUAUAUAUAUAUAUAUAAAUAUAAACAUAUAUAUAUUUAAGAGCAUACACAACCACGCACACUGAUGUAUACGUAGCUGGCAAAGCAACAACAGAUCCAGCUUAGAUUCACCUUAGAAACUGCUUGAUUUCUGGUCAGAACGCCCACUUUGUUUACUGUAAACUCUGACUGACUUGUACUGUACAGCAUGAGGUCGUUUAUUUAAGUUUUUUUUUUUCUUUUUCAUUUGCAGUGCAAAGGGGGGGGUUAAUUAUAUGUUUGUAUCAUUAUCGUCAGGGCAUGUUGAGUUGAUUGAUGUCAUUUUUUCUCCCCCCUCUCUCUCUCUGUCUCUCUCUCUCUGUCUCUUUCUCUCUACUACUACUUCCUCUCUCUUCUUUCUGCCCCGACCGGCCCCUGCACCGAUCUGCAUCCUCACUGUGGAGCACUGUCAUUAAUCUUUGCACCCUCACAAUGUUUCUAAAAAGGAGAUUUCUUAAGAAGAUCAACAUGUUUACUAAUGGAAUAUUUCUAAUUUUUUCUGUUUGAAGAGAAUGAAAGAAUAAAAGUAGUUUUUACUCUCGA
This is a messenger RNA of Acanthopagrus latus (yellowfin seabream), 6406 nucleotides long. RefSeq names its product IQ motif and Sec7 domain ArfGEF 3b (gene iqsec3b). Gene Ontology annotation, biological process: regulation of ARF protein signal transduction; actin cytoskeleton organization. The record is from RefSeq and is a predicted model, not a curated record. The transcript is spliced from 15 exons. Bases 230 to 3916 code for a protein of 1228 amino acids. NCBI's taxonomy places the organism in Eukaryota, Metazoa, Chordata, Actinopteri, Spariformes, Sparidae. Gene Ontology annotation, molecular function: protein binding; guanyl-nucleotide exchange factor activity.